Molecule: messenger RNA, 1128 nt
Organism: Diplodia corticola
Lineage: Eukaryota; Fungi; Ascomycota; Dothideomycetes; Botryosphaeriales; Botryosphaeriaceae
Product: glutathione synthetase
Exons: 1
Coding region: 1-1128 (375 amino acids)
Source: RefSeq, a predicted model, not a curated record
AUGGGCUCCAUCGCCCCCACCAAGCCCUCCAUCCUCUUCGUCACCGCCAACCUCCCCACCCCCGAAGACGAAGCCGCCAUCUGGAUCGGCAAGAUAGAAGCCUACCUCUCGGACCCGCUCUGCGCCCUCCGCGCCCGCGGCGCCGCCGUCCACCUCCGCACCUUCCAAGACCCCGGCCUCACCGCCGAGGCCAUCGCCUCCACCUACACGCACGUCCUCUUCCUCGCCGCCGACAAGUACAUCCACCACAUGCGCGCCUUCACCACCCUCCUCGCCGCCACCCUCCCCGCCGCCCAGCGCCUCAACCCGACGCUCCGCAUCCACAACCCGCCCGCCCUCGCCGCCUGGAAUGCCAACAAGACCUACCUCGCCGAGCUGCAAGACUCCACCACCGCCCGCAGCACCACCUUCCACGUCCCGCGCACGUCCUUCCUCGACCCGCGCACCACCUCCGCCGCCGCCCUCGCCGCCCACCUCGCCGCCGACCCGCACGUCGCCGCGUCGCCAUCCACCCCCGUCGUGCUGAAGCCCAGCAUCGCCGCCAGCGGACACAGCACGCACCUGAUCCGCGCGCCGCUGGCGCUCGUCGCCGCCGACGUCGCGGCGCUGGAGGCGAUGCGCGCGGCGGCGCAGCCGGGGGCGAUGGUGCUGGUGCAGGAGUACCUGCCGCGGGUGGCGGCGCGGGACGGGGACGGUGGCAGCGGCGGGGAGUGGAGCAUGGUGGUGGUGGCGGGGAGGUUGACGCACGCGGUGAGGAAGAGGCCGCGGGCGGGCGAGUUUCGGAUCAAUUCGGCGUUUGAGGGCGUGUGGGAGCCGAUGGGGGCCGAGGGCGAUGAGCGGGUGCCGGAGUGUGGGAAGAGGGUGGCGGGGGAGGUGUGGGAGUGGCUGGUGGGGAAGGAGAGGGCGUUGAAGGCGGAGAGGGGGGAGGAAGGGGUGCUGGGGAGGGAGGAGCUGUUGUAUGCGCGGGUGGAUGGGGUGGUGGGCGAGGAUGGCGAGUUUGUGUUGAUGGAGGUGGAGCUGAUUGAGCCGUGGUUGUGGUUGUUGGAUCGAGAGGGGCAUCCGGGGAGGGAGGGGUUGAGGGUGUUUGUGGAUGCGCUGGUGGGGGAGGAGGGUGGGGGCUUGAAGUGA